Penicillium antarcticum is the source of this 720-nucleotide messenger RNA. RefSeq lists its product as uncharacterized. The record is from RefSeq and is a predicted model, not a curated record. NCBI's taxonomy places the organism in Eukaryota, Fungi, Ascomycota, Eurotiomycetes, Eurotiales, Aspergillaceae. The annotation marks the transcript as partial. The transcript is spliced from 2 exons.
UUUCAUGCGGAGAUCGCCACUUUUUUUUUUCUUCUCCGCCCUUCAACACAACCCAAUUCCAACUCCAAGACAGCCACUGUCAACCCUCUAAAAAUGGCACCGAAACGCACCCACGAUGGCGAUUCAGCCCCAGCAACAAAGGCCGAGCCCGCAAUCAAGAAGCGCAAGGGCUUCAGCGUUGGACCAGCAAACCUCCCAGACGGCACAUAUCGACGAAAGACCCAGAAGCUCAAAAACGACCUGAUCCAAAAAGCCAAAGUAAAGAAAGCCUACGCAAAGAUCAAAGCCCAAGAAGAAGCAAUCGCACCCAAAAAGUCCGUCUACGACACCUACGUAGACGAAGACGCCGAGACCGAAAAGAAAGAUGAACCCGCCGCCAAAGACGCCACAACUCUUGAACUGCACCCGGACCGUAUCGCCAUGUUGAACGAGCCCGAGCCUGAAGCUGCACCUGAGCGCGCACCUAGACCCGAACGCCGUCCGAGGGGAGAGGGACGCAGAGAGCGCAGACCUAAGCCUUCAGCGUUUUCGAAGGAGAUUGAAAUUGCUGAGGCAAGGAAGAGGGCUGCUGAGAAGAGGGAGAAGGAUCGCGAGGCUAAGCAGAAGGAGCGGGAGGCUAUGCUUCGGGCUAAGCGGCCUGAUCAGUUUGGGAAGAGGCGUUUGGGGAGGGAGAGUAAUGCGCUUUUGAGUCGUGUGCAGCGCAUGGUUGGACAGAAUUAG